Messenger RNA from Daktulosphaira vitifoliae (grape phylloxera), 827 nucleotides. It is a transcript of the gene Irbp18, whose product is annotated as CCAAT/enhancer-binding protein gamma. The coding region runs from base 177 to 551 and encodes 124 amino acids. The record is from RefSeq and is a predicted model, not a curated record. The transcript is spliced from 4 exons. NCBI's taxonomy places the organism in Eukaryota, Metazoa, Arthropoda, Insecta, Hemiptera, Phylloxeridae. Gene Ontology annotation, molecular function: DNA-binding transcription factor activity, RNA polymerase II-specific; RNA polymerase II cis-regulatory region sequence-specific DNA binding. Gene Ontology annotation, biological process: DNA-templated transcription; regulation of transcription by RNA polymerase II.
UGUCGUCCUUGUUACCCUUAUUGCUGCAAUAGGUACAAUAAUCUAAAUUUCGCUGAUAUCUUUUAUAUUGUCAAUGACCCAAUAAUUAAUAAACAGUAGACAUUAGCGUCCUAGAAUUAUGUGCAAGUUUUUUUGUGUCCUCGAAAUUGACUGUUUAAGUAUAUGUUACACACUGCAUGGCUCGUAAAAAUAAAGAAAAUAAAAGUAUGGCGUUAUCAUCUGUAUUAAAAGAUGAUGCAGACAGUAGUGAAGAUGAUUAUCGUCGCAAACGAGACAAAAACAAUCAAGCUGUUAAAAGAAGUCGGGUAAAAAGUAGAAUGCGGACACAACAAACAUUACAACGUGUAAAUCAAUUAAAAACUGAAAAUGACAUGCUGGAAGAAAAAAUUAAACUAUUGAGUAAAGAAUUGGGAUUUUUAAAAGAAUUAUUCAUGGCUCAAGCUGGUACAUCCCAAAUUGAAUUACCAAAAUCUAUGGACUUAAAAAAAUUAUUAAGUGACACUACAUCAGAUGUUUUAGAAAAUGAAACUUCAAAACCUUCAGCCUCAUAAACAAAAAAAUUAUUUCUAUUAAUUUAACUCUUCACAAUAGCUUUUAUUUUAAACAUUUGAUUUAAAUACAUUUUCUAUUCAUUUAAAUUAUUAUAAAGUUUGUGAUUAUUAUUAUUUGUAGUUUAUGUUGUCUAAUUAUUUCAACAAUGGACAAAUUGUUUUUUUAUGUAAUAAUGCAUGUUAUAAGUGCAAUAUAUGAUAAUUGUGUUAUUUAAGAACUAUUUUUUUUAUAAAUGUUUAAUAUGUAUUUCAUAAAUAUAUAAAAAAGAACAUCUA